AUGGACGUCGUGGAGCUACCUUCAACUCGUUGUGGAGAUUCGAUCACCUCUGGAUCCGCCUCGGAUUCUCAGUCCGCGUCGGGUUCGGCCGUUCUGUCCAGCUCGAACAAGAGCACUGGCACUGGCGCGUCGUCAGAAGGUCCACACAUCACCUUCCGCUAUCAGCACAUCGAGGACGAGGAAGGCCAUCACUUGAUUGUUGGGCGCGAGGGGAAGCUAACACGUUGUGAGGACGAGCCUAUUCGGACCCCAGGAGCCGUGCAAGGAUUUGGUGUCCUCAUUGCUCUAGAGGAGGACGAUGACGGCAACAUGUCUGUUAGACAAGUCUCGGAGAACUCUACGGACAUAUUGGGCCUCUCACCAGUAUACCUCUUCUCCCUGGAGUGUUUUACCCAGACACUUUCAGAUAGUCAGGCCGACCUGCUGCUGGACAAUGUUCAGUAUCUCAGCGAUAAUGCUCUGACCGCAGAAGAGCAAGCGGAAAACCUUCACGUCUUUAUGCUCAGCGGGUUCGGGGAGCCAGGCAGUGCGUUGCCGGAAGAGGGAUAUCAGGACUACCAACAGCGACGAAACUGGCAUUGCUGGGUAGCAGCACAUCGCCCGGAGAUGAGAGCCCCAGCAAACCUGGAUCCAGCCUCGACCACCAGGAACGCCCUCGAACGAAAUGUUAUUAUUUUGGAGUUCGAGCUCGAGAGGGACCCUUUCAACCCGCUUUACCCCCUACAAAACGCUGGUGAUCGCUUCACGUCGGGCGUGUCAUCUCCGUCAGACGCGUCUGGGUCUACAGACGGCACAAACUCAGGCAGCUCGGGACGCACUUUAGUUUCGUCUGGAUCAGGUACAGGCUCUGCGAGCUCGGAGGAAGCAGUCGGCUCGGCGCACGAAGUGCGUGGCUCUGACGAGUGGAUGCCCAGCCCCGAGGCGAUACUCGAAAGCACGACGAGUCGUUCGAAGCCGCUCAUCGCACUGGAGCGGCUGCGGCGCAAUGGAUCUGACAAUGAGACACCCCCGUCGCCGAUGGGUGGCGGUCUUGCAGCGCGGCGCAGACGGGGGCAGGGUGCGGUCGGCAUGAUGGACGUGUUUGCCGUCAUGGCUCAGAUAAAUGAACAGCUUGACGCGGCGAGCGAUCUCGACACCUUCAUGAAGACUGUCGUCGGCGUCGUGAGGGACCUCACGCAGUUCCACCGUGUGCUUAUAUAUCAAUUCGACGAAUGCUGGAACGGGAAAGUCAUCGCGGAGCUCGUGGACUGGAACAAGACGCAUGACCUGUACAAUGGGCUGCAUUUCCCCGCGGCAGAUAUUCCUGCGCAAGCAAGGCGAUUAUACGCGCUCAACAAAGUACGACUAUUAUACGACCGCGGCCAGCCGACAGCGCGCCUUAUUAUCAGGGGUAAAAAGGAUCUAGAAACACCCCUCGACAUGACUCACUGCUAUCUUCGUGCGAUGAGCCCCAUACACUUGAAGUAUCUCGGCAACAUGGGCGUCCGAGCGUCGAUGUCUGUCUCGAUCAUGGCCUUUGGCCAACUCUGGGGCCUUGUCGCCUGUCACUCGUAUGGUCCAUAUGGCAUGCGGGUGUCGUUCCCUGUACGGCAGAUGCUUCGGCUGCUGAGUCAAUCAAUUUCGCGCAAUGUAGAGCGCCUCAGUCUUGCUCAUCGACUACACACGCGCAAAUUGAUUAAUACCAUGCCUACAGAUCAGAAUCCGUCGGGCUACAUUGUCUCGGAUGCCGACGAUCUGCUUGGGCUGUUCGAUGCCGACUACGGUGUACUUGUCAUUGGAGAAGGCGCUAAGAUUCUCGGCCCAAAUCAGCAUGGGCAGGAGAUCUUGAUAGUUGCGGAGUAUCUGCGCAUGAAGCAGUUUAACACGAUGCAAGUAUCGCAAGCGGUAACAACCGACUAUCCCGACCUGCAACUCUCCACCGGGCUAGAAGUUAUCGCUGGGCUGCUGUAUGUACCGCUUUCGGUCGGCGGCGGGGACUUCAUUGCGUUCCUGCGCAAGGGGCAGCCACGACAGGUGAACUGGGCCGGGCGGCCGUUCCGAGCCGACGAGGAGAAAAGCACUCUCGAGCCACGAAAGUCCUUCAAGUUGUGGUCCGAGACCGUCGCCGGACGGAGCCGUGCGUGGGUGGACGAACACCUUGAGACCGCAGGCGUGCUUGCGCUUGUGUAUGGCAAGUUCAUUGAGGUCUGGAGACAGAAAGAGAGUGUGCUGCACGCGACGAAGUUGACGAACAUUCUACUCUCGAACGCGAGCCACGAGGUGCGAACGCCGCUGAACCACAUUAUCAACUACCUUGAGCUUGCACUCAAUGGCCAGCUGGAUCUGGAGACUCGUGAGAACCUCAGCCAGUCUCAUGCUGCGUCGAAGAGUUUAUUGUUCACGAUCAACGACCUUUUGGACCUCACUCGUCUGGAAAGCGGUGGUGAGACCUCGUUCAGCGAACCGUUUAAUCUCCACAACGUCGUCAGCGAGGCCACACUCGUGUAUAGGAACGAAGCAGCGCGGAGGGGUGUCAACUUCCGGCUGAACCUUGAUAACUGCCCAGAGACUGUUAUAGGCGACGCGAAGAAGAUUCGGACUGUGAUCGCCAACCUGACUGCGAACGCGCUCAAAUACACGCGCGAGGGUGCUGUCACCGUUGAGUGCCGCGCGUUCGAUGAGCCAGAUGGCCUGCGGAAUUCCGACAAUGUCGCGGUCGAGGUCAUUGUUUCUGAUACGGGCUGUGGGAUGUCCCCAGACAAGCUGGAGAGCAUCUUCCGCGAGUUUGAGCAGGUGGAGACACCCGCGUCGACACCACCGCCACAGUCAAAGGGGCUAGGGCUAGGCCUUGCAGUAGUCGCGCGCAUCGUUGAGCAGCUCGGCGGCCAGCUGCGCGUUGACUCGCGCGCGAACGAAGGCAGCCGGUUCUCGCUCCUGAUUCCGUUUUCGACUGCGUUGCAGCAGGACAUCGAUGCAUCCUCGCAGCGAUCGUCGACGCAGAGCCGGGGUUCGCGCGGGACCGAGAUUCAAUCGUUGGUGAACGCGCUGCAGCAGCAUCCACAUCCGAUGAUUGGUAUUCCAUCCCCUGGGCUUGGCAACAAGAACGUUGCCUCGCCGUUGGCGCGCUCGGGUAGGGAAUCGUUGGGCGUGUUGACACCGGACCUGGCAGCGAAGCCCAGCCGGAGCAAGAUGAGAGCCGCAAGUACGCCGGAGACGUCGCCUCCACAGCAGCUGCGGGUACUCGUUGUCGAGGAUAAUGACAUCAAUCGGACUAUCCUGGCCAAACGCUUGACACUUGACGGGCACAUCGUAGUGAACACAACGAACGGACAAGAAGGCUACGAUAUGGUUGAGCAAGAUCGCGAUUUUGACUGCGUUCUCAUGGAUAUACAGAUGCCACUGCUCAACGGAUACGAGGCGACCGAACGAAUACGUGCUCUCGAACAAGAUAGGAAGGGCUCACCACCGAAUCGAUUGUCCUAUCAGCUCAAUGGCCGUCUCCCUAUCUUUGCGGUAUCAGCGUCCCUACAAGAAGCUCAGCGCGACGAGAUGUAUAGUCUUGGCAUCGACGGUUGGAUUUUGAAGCCAAUCGACUUCAAACGGCUGCGGGUGAUCCUGAAAGGCGUCACGGACAUAUCGCAGCGGGAAAAGGACGUGUACACAUCUGGGUGCAGCUGGGAGCUCGGCGGCUGGCUUGCGUCCGCCCACCACAUACUCAGCGGCGAAGAUCCCGCUAGCUCGUGA
Phanerochaete carnosa HHB-10118-sp is the source of this 3723-nucleotide messenger RNA. RefSeq lists its product as uncharacterized. Gene Ontology annotation, molecular function: phosphorelay sensor kinase activity; protein binding. The record is from RefSeq and is a predicted model, not a curated record. Gene Ontology annotation, biological process: detection of visible light; regulation of DNA-templated transcription; phosphorelay signal transduction system. NCBI's taxonomy places the organism in Eukaryota, Fungi, Basidiomycota, Agaricomycetes, Polyporales, Phanerochaetaceae. The transcript has 16 exons. The coding region runs from base 1 to 3723 and encodes 1240 amino acids.